AUGCUUUCUAAAUUCAUUCCCCUUUUCCUAGCGGGAAAAGCCCUUGCGGAUAUUACCACCACAUACACACAUACCAACUACAUAACACCAGACUGUUUCAAGAGUCAAUUACUGACAAUAUUCCCUGAACAGAAUGGGUACCAAAAUACAAAUGGGUUUGAAGUUGUUAUAGUUUAUGGAGAUCAAGAGGUUGAUAAGCCUUCGCCUGUCACUUCUACUUCAGAAUUGAUCUACACAGUCAACACACAUUCCACAACUACUAAAACUGUUACAUCGUGUUCCAAUGGAGCCUGUACCACUGGCAUUGUUUCUCAAGUGAUCCCACACACAUACGCACUUACUACGAAAGUCACAUAUACUACCACUGGUGAAACAACUACCGCAAGUACCACACCUACUACAUCCAGCUCUAGCUCUAGCUCCAGCUCAUCUUCCACAUCUUCAAAAAAGCAAAAGACCUUGUAUGAAACUGACAAUGUUACCACCAACAUUAAAGUCCAUGCAACUGUCACCAAGUCUGCUGAAACAACCACCAAGGUUCUUUACUCUGCUUCCACUGUUCCUACAACAAUUUACAAGCCUAGUACCACCCUGGAAACCAUUACUCAAACCCAAAAGAACCCAUUGGUUACUCAAUCUGUUGUUUCAAAGUCCAAAUCUCAAACUAUAAGUAUUAGCGAUAUCACUAAAGGAGUAACAAUCAGCACCAAGCUGUCUUCUGACUCUUCGGUAACUCGUGCUACAUCUUCUUCAAUUCCGCACAGAUAUGCCAACACAACUAGUGCAAUUACUGGGUUCCAUAAUCAAACUGCUGCUGGUGCCCAACCUACUCCUUUGUUCAAGAACUCCACUACUUCUAAUGCGAUCACUGGGUUCCAAAACCAAACUGCUGCUGGUGCCCAACCAACUCCUUUGUUCAAGAACUCUACUCUUUCUACCAUUGAUUUAAGAGUUUCUCAAACGAAAACAUUGGCAAACAGUACUGUUCGUUUCUACAACACUUCUUUGACACAAUCACUCCCAACUGCCCUUGCUGGUGUAAAUGUGACUUCUAUUUCAAAUGGUAGUGUCAUCAUCCUCACCAGUUCCAUUUUGCCUACCGAAGCCACUGAAGUCACCAAGUUAGCUACUACUCUGACUUCCGCAAAGGACACUGUUGAAACUACUUCAACAUCUUCGUCGUUAUCAUUAUCAUCUUCUUCCUCAACUUCAACUUCAACUGGUUUAUCUUCUCCAACUGGAAGCCAAAGCUUCUCCGGAUCUGAUUCAAAUGGAUACACUGGUGAUCUUUUCGAUGUUAUCUCAACCUCAAACCCACCAUCAGUUUUCCCAAGAGCCAACCUCCCAUUAGGAAUUCCUUCCGGUGUUGACAAUAACGAUGUGCCUUACCAAACCAAUAAGUUCUAUGCCAACUUGUUCUUGGAUGACCAAACUGAUAUGAUUUGGUCUAACCCAUAUGGUUACUUCUGGAAGAAAAAGGACUACUAUGGAUUUGCCGUACAACACACCGACCCUAACGCGAGAGUAUUCGGUACGCCAGACACCAACAAUCCAAAUGUUUACUCCUACUUCUUAAACCCAACCAACCAAGCUGAAUUGAUUAUCUCUGCUACUUCAUUGACUUCUGAUGACAACUAUAUGUCUGUCUCUGACAUGAAGGAAAUGUCUGUAUCGGUUAAAUUAUCUCCUUCUAGCUCUGUUGGAAAUGACUAUAUUGAAAUCCCAAUCGUUCAAGGUAUGGGUUUCAUUACUUCAAUCUACCACGGUAAUUUGACUCCAUUGAUCAAUUCUCUUGUUGGUGUUAAGGACUUGUCUCAGGAAACAUCUUCAGCAUUACCAAGUAAUAUUUUGAAGUUCCGUGCAACUUUAUUCAGUGGUACAGAAUGGUUGAUCUACGUUACAUUACCAUCAGCUGGAACUACCAGCAGAAGAUCUCUUAACGAAUUUACAUUUGAUGUAACCUCUCCUUAUGCCAUCACCGGUAGUCAAUCUAUUGACGGUUUGAUUAUUCAAAUGGCCACUGCCCCAACUGAUAAGUCACAAGAUGGGUUUUACGAUGAAGCUGCUGGAUUAUAUGUCACCGAUGCCAAUGUUAAGGGAUCUGUCUCAAGUGGAACUUCCGCCAGUUACCUGUUUGACUACAGCACCAGUGGUAAAUCUUCUAGUGGAAGAACUCUUCUUUUUGCCUUCCCUCAUCAUAUUGAUGCAUUGACUGACUCAACCACUAAAUACAGCACAGGAAUUGUCUUAUCAUCUACUACUAAGGGUGAUAUGCAAGCUUACUUGACCAACCAACUUACAUUUGCUGAAACUUUGGCCACCGACAUCCAAUUUCUCCCAUGGUCCCAGACUUCUAAGUCUCCUCUCUCUUACACUGCUGAAGAACUUCAAUUGUUAGCCACUGUCGCCAAUGAAGAAUUGUCUGUUGAUAUUCCGCUGACUGUUGCUAACAUGGACUCUAACUACUUCUCUGGUAAGGUUCUUGACAAAUACGCUUACAUCUUAUUGGUUGUCAAUGAUAUCAUUCAAGAUGAAGAAGUAGCAAAGUCUACUUUGGCUGAAUUAAAGACUGCAUUUGAAACUUUCACCAAGAACAAGCAAUAUUACGGACUCAUGUACGAUACUCGUUACGGUGGGGUCACUUCUACUGCUUCUCAAAACGGUGACACUGGUGCGGACUACGGCUCUGGGUACUACAACGAUCACCACUUCCAUUAUGGUUACUUUGUACAUGCUGCUGCCGUUGUCGGUUAUGUUGACAAGAAAUUUGGCGGUACUUGGGCUGAAGACAACAAGGAUUGGGUAAAUUCUUUGAUCAGAGAUGUUGCUAAUCCUUCUCAAGACGAUAAGUAUUUCCCAGUAUCUCGUAUGUUCGAUUGGUUCUCAGGUCACUCUUGGGCUGCUGGUUUAUUUUCUAGUGGUGAUGGUAAGAACGAAGAGUCAUCCUCCGAAGAUUACAACUUUUCCUACGGUAUGAAGUUAUGGGGAAAUGUCAUUGGCGACCAAUCUAUGGAAUCUAGAGGUGACUUGAUGUUGGCCAUUACCAGAAGAGCUAUGAACAUGUACUUCUUGUAUACCAGUGAUAACACCGUGGAACCAGCUGGAUUCAUCGGUAACAAGGUUUCUGGUAUUUUAUUUGAAAACAAGAUUGCAUACACCACCUUCUUUGGUACUCCGGCUGAUAACCCAGAAUACGUCCAUGGUAUUCAUAUGCUUCCAAUUACCCCAGUUUCAUCCUUUAUUCGUGGGCCCAAAUAUGCUGCUGAAGAAUGGAAAGAUCAGGUCUCUACAUUUAUUGACAAAGUUGACAGUGGUUGGACCGGCAUUUUACGUCUCAACCAAGCUUUGUUCGACGCAAACACUUCAUAUGACUUCUUCUCUUCUAGCAAUUGGAACUCUGAACAUUUAGAUAAUGGCCAGAGUAGAACUUGGUGUUUAGCUUACUCUGGUGGUAUUGCUAACACAAACUAG
[Candida] anglica is the source of this 3471-nucleotide messenger RNA. Lineage: Eukaryota; Fungi; Ascomycota; Pichiomycetes; Serinales; Debaryomycetaceae. The record is from the annotation of a GenBank genome assembly.